This is a messenger RNA of Echinostoma caproni, 297 nucleotides long. The record is from the annotation of a GenBank genome assembly. Lineage: Eukaryota; Metazoa; Platyhelminthes; Trematoda; Plagiorchiida; Echinostomatidae.
AUGCUGGACGAGUUGGUUUCUCGUCUCAAUACACAUUAUGCAGAGUUUAUACGAUCUCCUGAUGGUCAGAAUUUCCACGGUGCAGUUUGUUUGAUGGCUGAUAGUGUGGGUGCCAUUCUCACACACGAUGUCCUCAAUAUUGUUGCUCGUCAAACCGACGGACUACUGGUGGAUAACAAUGCGGACGGAGUUAGCCUCAUGGAUGCCGGUGCUCGACGUUGGCGUCAACCGGUCACAGUCGGUGUCUUGCGAGAAAUGGAUCAAUUUAGUCAAGAAACCACAUCUACGGUUAGUUGA